AUGUCAACAAAUGAUAACAUGUCAUUCAUAAAAAGAGUACAGUCUCUUCACAUUCUCCCCCCAGAGAGUAUGGGUCAAUAUUUAGUAAAAAAUCGAGGAAAUUCUCCUGAUCUUGCUAACCUACCAGACACGGUUCAUAGGGAAAUAUUCAAGUAUCUGAAGCCAUGGGAUCUGUUCAAACUUUCUCGAGUAUCAACAGAUUUGAAAAACUUGAUAAAUGGAAACACAAGCUUCACAGUUAAAUUUCAUCACAUUUGUCUAGAUGAAAAUGCAAUAUCAAUGAGAUUAGAAACAUCUGAUCGAUAUUUGAUCAAUUGGACAUUUUGUGAUGCUUCAAGAAAACCAUACUGGACCAAACGAUUCCUCAAUAAAUGUCACUAUGGAAAGGAGUUUCAUAUUGAUGGCUAUUAUGAAAACGUCGCACAAUCUUUCCUAUUCGUUUUCCAGAAUAUUGUUUCUAUAUUCAAGACAGAUGCAAAUUUCAAAGUGGGACAACUUCUCAUGCAUCCCAGCCGUCUUGACUUACUUUCAAGGUUACCAAAUGAUUUUCUGAAAAAUAUGAGCUGCGAAAAAUUAUCCAUCAAAAGUACGAAAGCAAAUCAAGAAACAGAUAGGAAGAAUUCUAUGGACUUCGCAAAACAAGUUUUGAGCACAUUUCAUUUGUUCAAAUACUUAGAAAUUUCGUUCAGUUCAUUAGAUGGGAAUUUUGAAUAUGAGAAGCAAUUCGAAAGUCUCGAUUCCUCAGAAUUAGAUGAUUAUUUCAUAGAAAAUCGUUUUGAUGAUAUUUACUUGAAUUUUUUUCUCAAAAACUGGAUGUUCACAGAAACGAAAUCUAUUAUUUCGUGUCGGAUAAUAGAAAAACGAAUUUUCAACCUGGAAGUUAUACUCGAUGGCUUGGAUACAACACGAUGGGAUGGAAGGAACUGGUCUGAAAUAAGAAACUUCUACAAAGCAGGAGCCGAACACUCAUUUAAUAUGACAAGAGAAGACAAGAGCUAUGCUGUGAUUUCAAUUUCCAUAAGAAUAGGAAACGGAUGGAACGAAUUUGGAAUUCUUUGCUUUUAUUCAGACAAAAAGUAG
Molecule: messenger RNA, 1080 nt
Organism: Caenorhabditis briggsae
Lineage: Eukaryota; Metazoa; Nematoda; Chromadorea; Rhabditida; Rhabditidae
Exons: 4
Coding region: 1-1080 (359 amino acids)
Biological process (GO): embryo development
Molecular function (GO): protein binding
Source: RefSeq, a predicted model, not a curated record